Messenger RNA from Miniopterus natalensis, 5950 nucleotides. Lineage: Eukaryota; Metazoa; Chordata; Mammalia; Chiroptera; Miniopteridae. The record is from RefSeq and is a predicted model, not a curated record.
AUGCAACAAAAAGAAGUAGAUACUGGAGUGAAACACUGUGAAGAUGGAGGAAGGUCUGGAAAUUCGGAGGUUUUAGAAGCUGGAAAAUGCAAGAAAAUGUAUUCUCUCCCUGAAAACUCCAGAAGGAAUAGAAAGUGGCAGAUCCCAAGCAUUCUUCAGGGAAACAAACUGGCUCCCAAAGGCCACAUAAAAAGUAUUGCCGAACAGAAGCAAGAGGGGGUGAGGAUCUUCAUAAUGCUCUACAAGGAGGUGGAGCUCGCACUCGGAAUCAACAGUGAGUACAGCAAGAGGACUUUAAUGCGCCUGCACCCCAACAUAAAGGUGAUGAGGCACCCAGAUCAUGUGUCGUCCACCGUAUAUUUGUGGGCUCAUCACGAGAAACUUGUCAUCAUCGACCAGUCGGUGGCCUUUGUGGGUGGGAUCGACCUGGCCUAUGGCAGGUGGGAUGACAAUGAACACAGACUCACUGAUGUGGGCAGCGUGAAGCGUGUCACCACGGGACCGUCUCUGUGUUCCCUCCCAGUUGAAACAGCAGAGUCUAUGGAAUCCUUAAGCCUCAAAGAUAAGAAGGAACCUACUAAAAAUCUGCCCGCGCUGAAGAGCGGCGAUGAUAUGGAUUCAAAACUGAAAGGCAUAGGCAAAGCCAGCAAGCUCUCCAAAUUCAGCCUCUACAGGCAGCUCCACAGGCACCCCCUGCGCGGCGCGGACAGCCUCAGCAGCGUCGACAGCGCCUCCCGUUAUUAUAAUCACUGUAGAAGUCGUCAGCAUUUAAUCCAUGGUUUAAAGCCCCACUUGAAACUCUUUCGCUCUUCCAGUGGUUCUGAGCAGGGGCUCUUUAGAUCUGCCAUGGACACGGGCUCCAUCCGCAGUUUGCAGACAGGCGUGGGAGAGCUCCACGGGGAAACCAGAUUCUGGCAUGGGAAGGACUACUGCAAUUUUGUCUUCAAAGACUGGGUUCAGCUGGAUAAACCUUUUGCUGAUUUCAUUGACAGGUACUCCACCCCCCGGAUGCCAUGGCAUGAUAUUGGCUCCGUGGUCCAUGGGAAGGCGGCUCGUGACGUGGCGCGGCACUUCAUCCAGCGCUGGAACUUCACAAAGAUUAUGAAAUCAAAAUAUCGGUCCCUUUCUUAUCCUUUCCUGCUUCCAAAAUCUCACGCAACAGCCCAUGAGUUGAAAUAUCAAGUGCCUGGGUCCAUCCGCGCUAACGUACAGUUGCUCCGCUCUGCUGCUGACUGGUCUGCUGGGAUAAAGUACCAUGAAGAGUCCAUCCACACUGCUUACGUCCACGUGAUAGAGAACAGCAAGCACUACAUCUAUAUAGAAAACCAGUUUUUCAUAAGCUGCGCUGAUGACAAGGUUGUGUUCAACAAGAUCGGCGACGCCAUCGCCCAGAGGAUACUGCGAGCUUAUAGGGAAAGCCAGAGAUACCGAGUGUAUGUUGUGAUACCACUUCUGCCCGGGUUCGAAGGAGACAUUUCAACUGGUGGAGGAAACGCUCUCCAGGCAAUAAUGCACUUCAACUUCAGGACCAUGUGCAGAGGAGAAAAUUCCAUCCUUGGACAAUUAAAAACAGAGCUUGGCAAUCAGUGGAUAAAUUACAUAUCAUUCUGUGGCCUAAGAACACACGCAGAGCUUGAAGGAAACCUAGUCACUGAGCUCAUCUAUGUUCACAGCAAGUUGCUAAUUGCUGAUGACAACACUGUUAUUAUUGGCUCCGCCAACAUAAACGACCGAAGCAUGUUGGGAAAGCGCGACAGUGAAAUGGCAAUCAUUGUGCAGGACACCGAGACAGUCCCUUCAGUGAUGGAUGGAAAAGAGUACGAAGCCGGCCGCUUUGCCCAGGGACUUCGGCUGCAGUGCUUCAGGGUUGUCCUUGGCUAUCUUUCUGACCCAAGUGAGGACAUUCAGGAUCCAGUGAGUGACAAAUUCUUCAAGGAGGUGUGGGUUUCAACGGCAGCUCGAAAUGCUACAAUUUAUGACAAGGUGUUCCGGUGCCUUCCCAGUGAUGAAGUGCAAACCUUAAUUCAGCUCAGAGACUUUAUAACCAAGCCCAUAUUGGCAAAGGAGGAUCCCGUUAGAGCCGAGGAAGAACUGAAAAAGAUCCGUGGGUUCUUGGUGCAGUUCCCCUUUAAUUUCUUGUCUGGAGAAUACCUACUGCCUUCUGUUGGAACCAAAGAAGCCAUGGUGCCUAUGGAGGUUUGGACUUAAGAGUUAUCGGCUCAGAGACUUCCACCCCAAAGAGUAACCUGCACACAGUGACUUUCUGGAGACCUAACAGCCAAAAACAGCUGGAUGCACUCUUAUGUCCAACCCAUGGGCCCUUUGGGUUGGCUGGGAAGGGCUACAGUCAUACUGACAUAAGGACACUGAACAUCUUCAGGGCUUUGUCAUUCCUUCUGCCCAUCCUCGUGAGAAAGGGACUACAUUAUUAUUAGUAGCAUAUACUCAACAACUUAAACACAUUCUCAAAUUCCAUGAUGUACACCAAAGUGCAUUUCUCUUACUAACAAGGAUUUACCUGUAACUGUGAUCUAGGUUGGCAAAAGUUGCCUGACCCUUCUCAUUCGUCUCUGACCUGCGUUUAUGCAGCUCAUGUCUGCGGGGCCUGCCCUCAUGUCCACACAAGCACUGUUUGAGAGCUUGUUUGUUGUUAGAAGGUAUCGUGAUGCUGCUUCAAGGUUCUCCAGGGUUACACAGAAUGCCCUUGCGCCUGGUCCUGAAGUGGCAGUGUUCACCCAAGCAAGGAUAUGGUCAGUUUUCCUUUUCAGGGACUGGUAGAACAGUCAAGACUCUACACGGCAGCCCAUGUGAGGCACUUCUGAUAACAUGGACACAAAAUAAUAUAUAUCUUGACACCACAGAGCAACAGGAAGGAAUUAAAUUCAGUUAUUGAGGCAGAGGUUUCACUUUGCCUCCAAAGGCACUGACAAGAUGUGUCCUUCUGAUGGAACCCACCUGAUCAAAUUUGAAAACACAAGUAGGAUAUUUGAUUACACAGUAACUGAUAAGACUCAAAGACAGAGCAUGCAGCUUUUAGAAACCUCAAGGUAUCAGUGGGGAUCUGAUCCAGAUAAGAAAAGAAGAUUCCUUAGAGUCCUGCAAAAUUUCCUGUCAUCUUUAGCUGCUGGAUUGAUUGAAAUUUGAGCUUUUAUAUUUCAGAGUCAAACCAGCAAAUGCAGUUUGUCUUUCAAGAGAAUCAGAGGUUUCAUAACUUGUACCAAGUUAAUAAGUAUGAGCCCAGCCUUAUUUGACAUUCAGCUCACCAGCAGUGUUAUCUUCUUAGAGAAAAACUGAUUGCAAAAAGUGUGCUACUUCACUCGCAUUAUUAAAUAUACAUUAACAUUCCACCAGGGCUUCCAAAGAGGUUAAGAUGUUCAUUGACGCAUACUGUUCUAGUUUGUGAAUUGUUCUGGAAACAGUUUUGUUUUUAAUUUUUUCCCCUUUUUGGACAUUUGAAUAGCCUUUGGUACACCAUAGCUCUCAUUUUACUAAGCAGGUCUAUUCUUAUAGCCAAAGAGCUAAUGUUGGCUCCCAAAAGGCCUAUGUCCAUAAAACAUGGAGUAGGUGCAUGCUUCUGUGUCUGUGGGUUACCUGGACAGAAUCUCAUUCGGGUUCUUCAAAGAAGCAAGGACCCAACCCCUGUUUGCAUAGAGCUCGUAGUCCAGUGAGAAAGGUUAGAUAGGGACACAAGGUCAGCGAUUAGGGUCAGUAGGAGAGAAAGAGUGUCACACCCAGGAGAGGAUUUCACAGCUAGAGAACUUUUUAAAAAUGAAGUGGGACUAUAUAACCAACAAUGGAAAAGAAUAGGCUUUUAUGAAUAAAUAACUUUUUUCUCAGAUAGCUAAAUCAUGGUAACAUGACUUCAUUCUCUAGCAGUUGUAAACAAGACAUUUGCUAUUUACAAAGUUUAGAUUGGCAUUGCAAGCACUGAGUGUAUGUGGAAUACUUAAGGAUUUCUUAUAUUUCAUUUUUAAACAUUUUUUAAAACCAUAGAACAGUCAAAAAAACUGGCUCUUGAUUUUGUGCAAGAGGAUCCCAUAAAACCAUGAAAAAUAAGAGCCUAAAAGGACCCUUUCCCUUUAAAAAAAAAAAUUACUUAAUUCAACUUCUCCCCAUUUUAUAGAUGAUGAAACUGAGGCCCAGAGUGAUUGAACUUAGAAAUGGUGAACCAGGGACUAGUGAAAUUUCUAUGGUCCAUUAUUGGCCUCUCCUUCAGUUUAUCAUAGAUGUCAGUACAUAGAUUUCAGGCAUGUUUCUAAGCUAUUUUGAAACCCUGUGAUAUUAUGUAUUUAGGUGCUUGUCUGUCUCCCCCUCCUAGAAUGUAAGCCCCCUGGGGCAGGGACUUUCCUGUGUUUUGUUCAGUGUAUUCCCAGAGCCUGGAAUGAUGCCUGGAACAUACAAGGUGCUCAAUAAAUGCUUAUUGGGUGAAUAGAUGAGGUGGAGGAGAGAUCUAAUGAAAUGAAAAAGUUACAUAGUCUCAGACAAGAAAUCUUACUGCUGAUUUCUAUGGCAAGUUGGGUUUUUUUUUUGCUGCUGCAUCUUCUCAAAGGCAAGAUACUCAUCUGCAAAGAUGAGAGGCUACAAGAUUUACUUGGAUGGAUUUUAUGGAAAUUUCAGUGUAAUAAUUGCCUGUUUUGUAAUAGCAGUUUACAUAGUGCAGCAUUCUCCAAAAAUUGCAUGGGAUGUGGACACGAGAUGUUCAGUGUGGCCUAAUUACCAUUCCUCCUCUUUAACAAUUGCAAUGUCUGAUAUAAACUUUAAAAUGCAAAUGACCCAAAGCCUUGAAAAACUAUUAUGAAUCAGUUCAACAUUUCAAAUGGACUGUUAUCUUUUGGAACACCUCUAAUGCUGUACCUGACACUCUGAUAAUCUCUGUAAUAAUUUUUGUUUUCAAGAAGGAAAAUUCCGUGAUUAUAAGAAAUGAAGGGUAAAAAGUGGUCACGGCCUAUUAAAGCUAUUCAGAUUGGCCAAGCUUAGUGGUUGGAGGCUACUCAACGGAGCAGGCCUGGUGCAGGCAUUUGCUCUGUAUCAAGUGUCCACUCGGUGACUCACCCUUCAGGGGCGAUGUUCUGAAUUCUCAGCUGUCAUGCAUCACACAGAGGGGUAGAGAGCUGGCCAUUAGGUAAUUGAGUGGCUUCUUGUAAAACAAAAUAUUGAUUUUAUUACCACCUUUGGAAGAAAAUUUGUCUAUAAAAUAGUCAAAAAUGAGCAGUUAAUCUCUCUUAUAAUACCUUGGGAAAUUGUAACAUAUUGUGAAUUAACAGUCUCCCAGAUGAAAACAGCAGGCGCAGAGAUCUUUGCAGAUGGAAGGCUACAGGCCGAAGGGCUUUUGUAUACCGUGUGUCGUGAAGAACUGCACUGCUUUCCGCGUCUCCCUCAUUCCUUCAGCCUCUAGCCACAACAGAGUGCCUCCUCACUACGUAAACUGUUUUAGAGGACGGGAAGAGUCUUCUGGAAAAAACAAAAUUAGGCCUCUACAGUAAAUCUUCAGUUUAACCUUUAAGCAACUGACAAAAUGUUAUUUUUUAACAGAGGUAAUCAUUCAUUUUAGCAUCCCUGAUCUGAUUGGCACUUGAGCAUAUUCAGGUGCCUGUCGCCCUGUGCAGCGGGUGAAGAGGACCCUCUGUGACUUCCCUCUUUACUCUCGUAUAAAGCGAGCAAAUGCUGAAGGAUUUCAAGUAUACUUUGGAAUACAUUUUUAUUUCCUUGGAAAAUCGUCCGAGGCCAAUUUUGAGAAAUUCUUGAAUCUAGAAAUUCACUGUAAAAGGAAUUUGUCAGCAUCUAUCAAAAAGUUGCAGGUGAAGAAUCAAUGGAUUUGCAUUUGGGGGUGGGGCGGGGCAGGCGCCUUAAUAUGAUUCCUAAUGGCAUUUAAUUCACAUGUGAAAUAUUUCUGGCUUUGACUUGAGAUUGGAAGGAUUCAUUAAAGGGACCAAAAACUUUAUGACUUAAA